Molecule: messenger RNA, 1610 nt
Organism: Phragmites australis (common reed)
Lineage: Eukaryota; Viridiplantae; Streptophyta; Magnoliopsida; Poales; Poaceae
Product: mannan endo-1,4-beta-mannosidase 1-like
Exons: 3
Coding region: 57-1322 (421 amino acids)
Molecular function (GO): hydrolase activity, hydrolyzing O-glycosyl compounds
Source: RefSeq, a predicted model, not a curated record
CCUCACUUUACCUCACCAGCCACCACCAUUGCCAUCCAAGAAAAGCUGGGAGAAGAAUGAGGCUUCAUGGAGCUCUUGCUCUGCUCCUGCUUCUGUGCGUCCAUGGAGCAGAGGCCGGCGGUGACGGGUUUGUGAGGGUGCAAGGCACCCGCUUCGUGCUGAACGGCAACCCGUUCUAUGCCAACGGGUUCAACGCCUACUGGCUCAUGACCCUCGGAGCCGACCCCGCCCAGAGGGGCAAGGUCACCUCGGCGCUGAGCCAGGCCGCCGGCUACGGCCUCUCCGUGGCCAGGACGUGGGCCUUCAGCGACGGCGGCAGCAGCAAUGCACUGCAGUACUACCCCAGCCACUAUAACGAGAACACCUUCCAGGGGUUGGAUUUUGUGCUAUCUGAGGCUAGGAAGUAUGGGAUUAAGGUGAUACUAAGCCUUGUGAACAGCUAUGAGAGCUUUGGAGGGAGGAAGCAGUAUGUGGAGUGGGCAAGACAGCAGGGGCAGUCCAUUGGAUCUGAUGACGAGUUCUUCACUAACUCUGUUGUCAAGGGCUUCUACAAGAACCAUGUCAAGACCGUGCUGACGAGGGUGAACACGAUCACGGGGGUGGCGUACAAGGACGACCCGACGAUCAUGGCGUGGGAGCUGAUGAACGAGCCCCGGUGCCAGUCCGACCUGUCCGGCAACACCAUCCAGUCGUGGAUCACGGAGAUGGCCGCGCACGUGAAGUCCAUCGACGGCAAACACCUGCUGGAGGCCGGCCUGGAGGGCUUCUACGGCGCGUCGUCGUCGUACCGCAGCUCGGUGAACCCGUCGGGUUACCAGGUUGGCACCGACUUCAUCGCCAACAACCAGGUGCUAGGCAUCGACUUCGCCACCGUGCACUCGUACCCGGACCAGUGGCUGCCCAGCUGGGACGACCAGUCGCAGCUGCGGUUCCUGGGCAGUUGGCUCGACGCGCACAUCGCCGACGCGGGGGGCGCGCUGGGGAAGCCGUUGCUGAUCGCCGAGUUCGGCAAGUCCCGGAAGGACCCCGGGUACAGCGGCGCCCAGCGGGACGCGCUGUUCGGCACGGUGUACUCCAAGAUCUACGACUCGGCGCGGUCCGGCGGCGCCGCAGUUGGCGGGCUGUUCUGGCAGCUACUCGCGGAGGGUAUGGACUCGUACGGGGAUGGGUACGAGGUCGUGUUCGCGCAGGCGCCGUCCACCACGGGCGUGAUCACGUCGCAGAGCCGGCGGAUGCAGGUGCUCGCCAGGGCGUUCGCGCGGGUGCGCAAGGCCGAGCGCGCGCAGCAGGCUCCAGGGAAGACAGGCAAGCGCGGCAGCUGAAGGUGACGAGCUAACAAGACGAGGGUACUUUGCAGUAAGAACGCGUGUUUUUUUGUGCGUUUCUUGUUUCCAGGGUUGGGAAAUGUGUGUGUGUGUGUCUGUGAGUCGAUGUCUCUUCGAGAUGAUUACAAGAUACGUCCGGGAGCAAAGGAGCUAUAUCCGUCAUCCUCCUCCGUGUCUAGAGGGCAUGCUUUUUAGUGUUCUUAUGCAUCACGAGAGGAGAGAAGUUAUGAUGCAAGGCUGUGGAACGCAGCCAGCGCUAGUAAGUUCGUAACUCAAUUAUUUAUA